This is a messenger RNA of Talaromyces proteolyticus, 1662 nucleotides long. RefSeq lists its product as uncharacterized. Lineage: Eukaryota; Fungi; Ascomycota; Eurotiomycetes; Eurotiales; Trichocomaceae. The record is from RefSeq and is a predicted model, not a curated record. The coding region runs from base 1 to 1662 and encodes 553 amino acids. The transcript is spliced from 4 exons.
AUGUCGGGCCUCAUCAACAGAGUCGCGACCGGCGUCGGUCUGGUCGCUGAAGCCCAUCAGCAUCACAAAGCGAAAAAAGCUGCCCGCCAAAACGCAAGCAGCACUAGCAUCGGUCUGGCCAGCUCCCACGACCGAAAUGUCCCUCCAAACCAAGAUUCCGUCGAAGCACAAGACAGAAGCCUCACACCAGCAGCCUCUGAGCCUGCAGAAUUAGAAGAAGAGCAGUGGGAGCUCGACGAAGCCCAGGACGAGCUCGUUGGGGGUAGCGCACCGCGGAAGAGCAAGAAUGGCGCUGCAAAUCCAGACAAAGUCGUCAAAGCCUUUCUUGACCGGCAUCCUCUGUUGGAUAGUACUGCUGAGGAUAACAGUUACCAUCUCGCGAAAUUGGAGUAUCCUGUAGUGCUCCCUCAGCGCCGGCCGCGGGUCAAGAAACGUGGCUUCAUUCGUGCUUAUGCGCCGGGUUUACAAAACAAGGGUAUUGAUCAGGUAAUGUGGCUCGAUUUCAUCGAGGUUUUCAACGAGGCCAGCCUAGCAAACCCGUGGAUCAAUGCGAUCAACCUAGCAUCUUUAGCGACGAAUGCAUUGCCCUCGGCCAUUUCAUUUGCUGUCUCGACGGCGAUUAUGAUUGCCACACAAAUAGCUAUGGAGACGCAGGGGCGAUAUCGACAGAAUACAUCUCUCGCCAAACUUAACAACGAAUUCUUCCGCCCACGCGGACUAUACUGUCUCGUCAUGACCUGGGAUCCCAAUUCACUGUCGUCUCGCGUAAACAUGGGCGUGAACACGACAAUUAAGAAUUCAGUCUCCAACCAAAACAAGACAAUGCACAAUUUUCACUCGUCAUACGGAACGACCACCCAAUUCGAGUUUAUGCAGACUGCUGAGCUAGUCUUCCCCGGUCUAGACUACAUCGCCGCCGCUCCAGGCGAGGAAGCCAAGGGAAUUAAAAGCAAACUCAAGCGAAGCAAGCUCUUUGUUAGCGAGUAUAUGGAUCGCAAAGCACAGGCAAAAUUCGUUGGUGAAAACCCUAACAACCUACUCUCCAACGAGCUUAACCCAACAUUUGCCUCAAAAUUCGCAGAUCCAAAUCAUCCUAUUCAUAGCGGGGAUCUUGUUUCCCUCAUUUCGCUGGGCUACAUCAACCCCUCUAGAAUCCGUUCAAUUGAUGGUUCUAGGAAUGGCCGGAGUGGUGGCAGGCUAAUCGAGUCUAACUUAUUGGGUAGUCGGAGAGGCCUUGCAGAAAGAAUAGGUGGUGAUGCAUACUAUAGCCAAAACUCAUGUCAGUCAGACCCUGGUCAUGUCGAUAGCUUGUCUCGCAGAAGAGGAAGAGGAGGUGGCGGGCUUGUAGGCGGUUUAGUCGGGAUUGCCGCAGAGGCAGUUCGAAAUCAUGGACAGCAGAGCAAUCCCCGAUCCCCGCAGGAUCAAGAGGAAAUAUUUCGUCGAGAAAGUAAAUUAAAUGACACGCAGAGACAGCCUGUCGGUGGUCGUAGGGCAUUGGAACGAGAUGGGCCGCUGGGGAUCAACAAGCUCUUAAAACAGAAAGUUCUAUAUCUAAUGGUCGUGAACAUGCCGACAGAAGACGAAAUGUCAGAGGCUAGACAGAUCACGGCAGAGUGGGAGUCUCGGGAUGGGCCCCCGCCUUAUGAGGAAGUGGAAAUGUGA